CUUCACCCCCAUCCCAUUCGUUCUCAAGGAUCACCCUUUUCACAAUGAGAUCGCCAUUUGGGACGACGAUCGACAGUGAUCUUCAUAUCAACAUUGCAAUUGGCUUCUUCGUCUUCAUCGCCUUCGUCAACAUUAUUGCUGUGGGCUACCAGGCAAGGAUAAUCUUCCCGCCAGCACCAGUAGAAAGGGUCUAUACCUAUGAGGGGCAAGAUCACCCAAGGGAGUUGCAUCUCGACCUCGGCGAGCCAGUGGCGCUCACCGUCGACGAUGCCGAACAUUUCCAGCUCGCUGCACCAGAAGCAAUGUCUGAAUGGAACUCAAUAUUUCCUCCUGGGCGUGGAUUCAUUCAUCUAGGUCCGAACAAACGGCGGUUUGGGACGAGUAUGUUCCACCAGAUUCACUGUCUCGAUAUGAUUCGUACUGCACUUCUAUCGGGAUCGACCACAGAUCAUAUCCAUCACUGCUUCAGCUACCUGCGACAAAUGGCAUUGUGCCAUGCUGAUCUCACCCUGGAAGAGGGCGUGCCAGCGCUGGGGCUCGACCCUACCGGGGAGCUGCCUGUUGAUGGGCUGGGAAUGACUCAUACGUGCAGGGACUGGAGCAAGGCAUAUACGUAUCUGACGGACGAGUAUUUCAACUACAAGGAGUGGAGAAAAACGCACAACAUCACAGCUCUAUAGUGGCGGCGAGCCUGAGAGGGCGCUUUCUUUCUUUUGGGUGUGGAUGAAGACUCAUAUUUAUCGCUAUCAAUUU
Molecule: messenger RNA, 753 nt
Organism: Dacryopinax primogenitus
Lineage: Eukaryota; Fungi; Basidiomycota; Dacrymycetes; Dacrymycetales; Dacrymycetaceae
Exons: 3
Coding region: 45-680 (211 amino acids)
Biological process (GO): mycotoxin biosynthetic process
Source: RefSeq, a predicted model, not a curated record